Molecule: messenger RNA, 2555 nt
Organism: Lingula anatina
Lineage: Eukaryota; Metazoa; Brachiopoda; Lingulata; Lingulida; Lingulidae
Product: solute carrier family 25 member 44
Biological process (GO): branched-chain amino acid catabolic process; branched-chain amino acid transport
Cellular component (GO): mitochondrion
Molecular function (GO): branched-chain amino acid transmembrane transporter activity
Source: RefSeq, a predicted model, not a curated record
GUCAACAUCAGUCCCUUUUUAUUAUUCAUGUUCUUUCUUAACAUAAUCAGAUUUAUACAUUGUAUACUUGGACUUCCUCUGUGAAAUUUGUUAGCUUCUUGUUCACAUGAAAUCAUUUUCACAUAAUAGGGAUGAUAAGUACAAAACUUGAGUCUGGCAAGUCAUGUAGCCUUAGAGUUAGCCAAUGAAAACGCGGAAAGUUAUUCACUGCAAGAUGCAUGGUAGAUUCUCACAAUGUAUUUCAAUGGGCUGGAUGAAACUUGAUUAAAACUCGAAAAAGACCACAGGCUAUGGUAUACGUGUUCCUGCACAGAGAAGUUGAAAAUAUAAAAAGUCAAUAUAUAGGGUACAUGUUGCAUAAAAUACCCUUGUAUUGAUGACAUGGUGAAAAAUGCACGCUCUGAGCGAGGCACCUGUUAUAGGUUUGGAUAUGUUAAACCUUUAUAAAUAUAUACCUUUGAUUUGUGCAUCUGGAAUAACUACACGUGCAUUAGUUUACCCUUUUUCUCUCAUAAAGACCAGGAUUCAAGCACAGACUCAAACUGCUGUGUACAAUGGCACCCUUGAUGCCUUUGGCAAGAUAAUUCGGAAAGAAGGGGUACGAGGGUUGUACAGGGGACUUUUGUCACAAAAUGCACAGAUUAUUCCUGGUAUAGUAUAUAUAUGGACAUAUGAGAAUGUACGCCAGCUGCUAUCAACACAGGAAAAGUUUGAAUUUUUACACAACAGGUACUUGCUUUUUGGCCUUGGUGGUGCUUCCGCCGCCAUAGCUGGUCAAACUUUAGGCGUCCCAGUUGAUAAUGUGGUGCAAUACAGACAACUAGGACACAAGACUAAAAAGACACAUAUGAAGGCCCUUCCACCUGAAGUGUAUAAGCAAAGCUAUCCUUCUCUGGCCAUUAUACAGCACCUAUGGAGGUCAGAAGGUCCACUUGCCCUGUGGAAAGGGUAUUUUGCAACCUUGAGUAUGGUCAUACCCAGUAGUGCUUUGUGGUGGUGGAUUUAUGGAUAUAACUCGGACAUAUUGACAUACUACCUCUCUGCCAAAGUCCCCAUGACUGGCAUACAGUGUGGCGCAGGACUGUCAGCUGGUAUCUGUGCGACCUGUGUUACCAAUGUUUUAGAUAUAAUUAGACUUAGAAUACAGACUGAAAGGAAGACAUAUAUUUAUACAGCUAGAACAUUGUGGAAGGAAGAGGGGAUGAGCAUGUUUUACAAGGGAUUAUCUGCUCGCCUGGCACACUCGCUGCCCUUUUCUUUUACUAUUAUCUUUUUAUAUGAGAGCAUAAAGAAAUUCAGCGUAAAAGAAGAAUUCAAAGAUAAGGUUAAGUGGUAAAGUAGAUUUAUAUGGUUAAAACAAUAACUGAUGGGAUUUGAAUUUACCUCCAUUUAUAAUUAAUUAGAAUUUCCAGCAUCUGAAAGUUGCAUUUCUUUGUGAUUAUUACCAGUUCGUAAUGAUCACAAUAUCAUUCUCAGGUUGAAGAUGAUGUUGGUACUAGUGCUCCUAGGUCCAUGAAAAAGAUUAGAUUGAAAUGGUACUACAAAAAUAUGGAGGAAUUUUUUAAAUUUUAUUGGGUGACAGGUGUUACUUUUGGAAAAUUUAAUGUGGAGUUUAUUCAGAAUAUGAAUUGAAUUAAAAAAUUAAAAACAUACUUAAUGCAAUCUAUCUUUGGACUUAAAAACAACUUGAUGUUUUUCAUAGAUUCCAUUAUUGAAAAAGAACAAUUCAGCCAGGAGAAGUAAACUAACAUACAAAUAUUUUUUUAGGUAAAAUGCUUAAUACAACUAAAAAUUAAAACAACAGAAUUGCUUUCUUACAGAACUUCCAUUACAAGAAUGACUACACAUCACUUUUUGUAGGUAAUGACUUUAUCAGUAGUAAAUCCAUGCUAUUACAUUGACCUUUGUGUAUGGUCAGGAGGUGGUGCUCAAAUGUUGCCAAUGGAAAAAAUGAUCCAUUAUGAAUAUUCUUUUUAAAUAAUAAAACAUUUAAGUCAUGUUUGUACUUACACUGAAAAGAAGCAUCUAUUUUGAUAGCUCUUCUUGUUUAAAGCAUUGUGCGAUGUGCCAGUAGGAGCGAUUUAUUUGAUCCACAAUUUUAUUUCUUGGUUACUUCGAAAAAGCUGACAAAUGUUGGAGUGGUCUUUUUUUUUCAUCCUUGUCAUAAUUUAAAGCAAUGUUUAGCAUGUUAUUGCAGCAGUUUCUUUAGAUUCAGCUCAAUUUUGUCAUUAUUCCAGGCUGAGGUUUUAGAAUCAAACUUUUCAGUUGAAAGGGUAUAAUUUAUUAUGAAUAUUAUGUGAAGGCAUUUUUAAUUAUUCAAUAAAACUAUUUUUAAAAUGUUUGAAUUCGUACAAUCUUAGUGAAAACUACGAAACCCCCAGUCAAUGAAGAUUAUCAGUUGGUCAGUCAUAGUAUAUCUAUACACUUGCAGUUAUGAUCAUUCUGUUAUAAAUGCAACUUAUUUAGUGGAAUCCUGGAAUUUGGAUAUUUUCAUUGAAUGCUGUGGGACCUAAGGUGUCCCAGGACUCUCAGCUGAUUAAAAAAAAAAAAAAAAA